UUUAUUGGAACAUUGAAUGCAGAAAGGUACAAACGGAGCACACCAACGACAUGGUAUAUCUUAGGGGCCUUUUUAUGAAAACACUAUUUUCAACUACAAUUUUAUUGGUGAUACUAAGCUUAAGCCAGGAUGUGGAGGCGGGUACUAUGAAAAUUGCCUACAAGAAACCAAUUUUCGGCAAAUUGACUACAACAAAAGAGAGACGCUAUAAGUUUAGACCAGAUUAUAUUCGAAAAUCACCAAUAAAUGCAGUCGCCAGUGUAAACACGGGCCUGAGCACGAGCGCGAGUUCUCUUGUCGGCAGCACAAUGUUAACAACCACCAGCAGCACCACGCCCACUUUGUUACAUUCAUUGGCACCCACAGAAUGGAGCGUAUGGGAAACAACAACACCACAGCCGGCGAUGGAGAGUAAUUUAAGUACUCGCUACAACAACAACAUGGGCAAUAAUAAAGCCGAAGCAGAGGCUGCCAUCUACAUGCCGAAGUCCUUGCAGUAUGAAGACGCUACACUUCUACCACAUAUAACGCCAGUGGUGAACAACACCUUAGAAGCUCCUCAGCUGUACCACGAUGGCCAAGGAGUGAACGUAAUCAACGAUAACGUGGAAGCGCCGAUUAACACACAAGUAGUGAGCAACGCUGAGACAAACGCUGACAUCGAGGAGCUCUUCCCUUUGCCACAGCCAGAGUUGCUGAUUGCGCCACGCCCCCUGGCUACGCGCCACACGCACGCCAAAGCCGGUAAAAACAGAAAAACAUCAGCAACAACAACAACGACAGAGGGUAGUCGAGCGAUACCAUGCACUUGUGGCAUUUUUCUAGCCUCACAAAUCAAACGCGGCACCAAUGAACAACCCGAGGGCGCACCAGUGAUCACCAAUGAGUUGGAUCGCACAUUUGCAUGCAAUACCGUCGGACAGAAACAAUGCCAGACCAAAUGCUUGGAAACUAUAGUGCAACAUUUGCCCAAUUCAGCGAAUAUACUUUGCGCAACGCUAAAUCGUGACUGCCGCAAGGAGCGCGCCUACCUCUUCAUCAAGAAUUGCCGAAAUCAAUGGCACAAUACGAAUUUGGCAGCGGGGCGGGAGUAUUGCUGUCGCGAUGGUCAACCGUAUGCCUGUCCGAUGGUUUGAGAGAGUGAAUUCUAUAUAGUGGUUAUGUGAAUUUUGAAUAAAGAGAUUGGAUUUUUUAAAUAUAACUUAAAAA
Messenger RNA from Bactrocera oleae (olive fruit fly), 1209 nucleotides. RefSeq names its product Follicle cell protein 3C (gene Fcp3C). The record is from RefSeq and is a predicted model, not a curated record. Lineage: Eukaryota; Metazoa; Arthropoda; Insecta; Diptera; Tephritidae.